Molecule: messenger RNA, 1830 nt
Organism: Hirsutella rhossiliensis
Lineage: Eukaryota; Fungi; Ascomycota; Sordariomycetes; Hypocreales; Ophiocordycipitaceae
Product: ATP-dependent DNA helicase PIF1
Exons: 6
Coding region: 1-1830 (609 amino acids)
Source: RefSeq, a predicted model, not a curated record
AUGAGGAAGGAAGGAAGGUCGUACUUCGUCUUCGAGGCGGCCCGGAACGACAGCCUCAUGAACCAUUUCAAUCCUGCUAUUGUCCUAGGCUGGCUGGCCAAUAUCGACAUAUCUCCUUGCACCAGCUUACAGGCGGUUAUUACGUACGCUGCGAAGUACUGCAGCAAAUCUGAGAAGAAGACCGAGCCAUACUGCAAGCUGGCCGACCAGGUGUUGCCACACACAGCGCACCUUCAGCCCCUGCUCUCCUUCUCCUCUCGCCUUAUGAAUAAGCUGAUUGCCGAGAGGAUUACUCGGCGCAAGAGAUUUCCCACCUGCUGCUCAACAUCCUCUGCAGGAAGGUACGCGGAUGGUGGUGUACGUCGACUGCCGCCCGUUGAGCAUCAUGCGCGGUCGUACCGCGUCGACGAUGAUGUCAAUGAGACUGUCGGCAGCUACCAGAAAUAUCUGGAGAGAAAUGGUCAGCAUGAACGAGUAACCUACCUUGAGUACCUUCAGUCGUACAAUCUCAAGACGUGGAGGAUACUCUGUGCGAACGCGAAGAAGAGGUUGAUGAUGGUCCAUCCGCAUCGCUACCCAGAGGAGUUGCUCACUGUGGGCGGGCAGCGGUUCGAAUCUUUCGCGGCCGCGUACCAAUACUGCCGACAGCAGCACCAUUCCCAUGAGGACGACCAUUACGGAGAGCCAGGAGCAAAGGAACUGAGGGCAGAGGACGAUCAGUUUGAGCUGGAGGAGCAUGUGGAUCCCGUUGUGGAAGAAGAUUGGCAUGAACUCGCCCGCAUGCUGCCGGAUCAUCCGCUGGGGGAAGAGGACAUCGACAUACUCGGCCGCCGAGACCUCGAUGUGAAUUAUGAUUGGACUCCCACGUUGGACGCGAUUGACAAGGCUCAGCUCCAGAAGAAGCUGAAGGAUGUCAAGUACCUGAUCAUUGAUGAGAAGAGCAUGCUAGGACUGCGUCAACUAUCAUGGAUCGAUGACCGUCUCCGCGAGGCGUUCCCGAAUCGGAAUGAGGAAUUCUUUGGCGGCCUGAAUAUCCUUGCAGGAGUAGAGAUCAAGGGCCGGAACGCAUAUCGGCGCUUCGACAAGACGGUCUUCUUAAAUGUUGUCCAGCGUCAGCGUGGUGACGACCAGGAGGCAUUUCGCACGGCGAAGCUAGACGAUCGGGAGGUUGCCAAGUUCGACAACGCCUUACGGGUGUACGCUACGAAAGACAGGGUCAACGAGUUCAACCACUACCACCUCGACCGCCUCGGCCGGCCUGUCAUCCAGGUAAUGGCCAAAAACGUAGGCCCUGGCGCCGCGGCAGCGCCUGAUAACAAGCCAGUUGGCCUCUGCAACGGCGCUCGUGGCACAGUUUACGAUAUCGGCUGGGCACCUGGGGUCGACCCCAUCCAAGACCCUCCCUGCGUUAUCAUGAUGGAGUUUGACAAAUACAGCGGACCGGUAUUCCUGACCACCCCUGAUGGCAGGAAGAUUGUGCCGAUUCUCCCAGUGGAGAGGGACUUCCUCAUCGGAGCCACUCUCUGCACUCGCACCCAGUUUCCUCUGAUCGUAUGCUACGCAAUUACCGUGCACAAGUCACAAAGCAUCACCGAGGACAUGGUCGUUACAGAUCUGUCCUGCCGAGACUUCCAGACUGGUUUAAGCUACGUGGCCGUCUCACGCGUGAAGACGCUGCAGGGUCUGAUGCUGGAUGCGCCGUUUGACCGCAAUCACCUGACUUAUGCAUCUCCGCCCGAGGGCAUCAAAAUGAAGAUGAGGGAUCAGCAGAUCCGCAGACGACAGGUUCUUACUCGGAACCCCUACAAGACAUACCACGGGCCAGCGUAA